AUGAAGUUGCCAACCGGUGGUCCGAGGACUACAGGUAGUCCGCAAGGACGCGGCGAGAUCAUCCUCAUCAAAAGUGUGAUCAAGGAGGACACUGAGGGGAAUCUCUCAUGCAAAGUGAAUUCAUUCUUGAAUGUCAACGAGAACUGUCCGUACAAAAAUGAUUCAUCGAUUGAGUUUAGACGAAAGGAAACGAUGGAAAUGAGAUGUCGGAUCAGUUGCCGCAAGUCGGUACCCUUUGGCUGCUUGUCAAUCAUUGCGCCAUACAGUAAUUGUCGCCGUCAUUGUACAAAUGUGGGUGUGUGUGUGUGGAUGUAUGUGUGGGUGGACACGGGUGUGCAUAUGGACGAUAUUGCCUUGAUUGAUGGUUUUCACAUUGUUGCUGUAAGUGUUGCUACGCAUCCUCGCGCACAAUCCGUCAAAUUCUUCUUUCCCCUCUCCCCUCCUCCUCUUCCGUCAAUUUAA
Loa loa (African eye worm) is the source of this 462-nucleotide messenger RNA. RefSeq lists its product as hypothetical. The record is from RefSeq and is a predicted model, not a curated record. The transcript is spliced from 4 exons. Bases 1 to 462 code for a protein of 153 amino acids. Lineage: Eukaryota; Metazoa; Nematoda; Chromadorea; Rhabditida; Onchocercidae.